Nilaparvata lugens (brown planthopper) is the source of this 5096-nucleotide messenger RNA. RefSeq names its product semaphorin-1A. Gene Ontology annotation, molecular function: semaphorin receptor binding; chemorepellent activity. The record is from RefSeq and is a predicted model, not a curated record. NCBI's taxonomy places the organism in Eukaryota, Metazoa, Arthropoda, Insecta, Hemiptera, Delphacidae. The transcript has 16 exons. Gene Ontology annotation, biological process: negative regulation of axon extension involved in axon guidance; negative chemotaxis; semaphorin-plexin signaling pathway. Bases 359 to 2467 code for a protein of 702 amino acids.
CUUCGCCAGUCAGUCUGCUAGCGUGCGUCUGCCGAGUUGUUUGGUUAGUUUGCUGGACAGCGCCAUGUCGAACAAAAUCUCAACUUUUCGUUGCCGUUACAAAACUACGCGAUGUUCUUGACAUUACAGUGUUAUUAUUUAUCAUUGUGUGUUUUGGUGUGUAAUUGAAUUUUCAACGUGCAACAAUCAGUUUGAACGGCUGAAGUGUGUAUAAAGUUGGUUCAGUUUGUUCCCUACGUCUUGUUGAUCUGCGUUUCAAAAGUGAUGUGCUACGGAUUGUACCAGACUUUUGGAUUACUUCACAAACCUUUCCAAUCAAAUUUCAAAACAGAUGUGAUCUGGUGACCGGGUGGGUACGAUGCGAGGGUGGGUGACGAGAUGGUGCCUGCUGGCGUGGCUGCUAUGCGGGUGGGGGAGGGUGGGUGCGUGGCUGCAGAACGUUGCACCGAAGCUGAGCUUCCCGUACCGCGAUGCGGCAACCGAGGCGACGCACCGAUUCCUCGGCAACGACACUGCCGUCGAUCUCUUCCGGUUGCUGCAGAUCGAGCAAACCACCGCCACAAUUGGCGCUAGAAACGUUGUUUACAACAUAAGUCUUUCAAAUCUGACUGAAUUUAGAAGUCAGAGAAUCGUUUGGCAUCCAACUGGAGCUCAUAAAGAAUUAUGCUUCCUGAAGGGGAAGUCAGAACAUCACUGUCAUAAUUACAUUCGUGUUGGAGCAAGAGUAGAUGAUAGUCAAUUAUUAUUAUGUGGUACAAACGCAUAUAAACCUCUCUGCAGGACCUAUAGUAUCAAGGAAAAUGGCGAAGCAGAGAUGACAAAAGAGACUGAGGGUCUAGGAAAGAGUCCUUAUGAUCCAGAACACAACAGUACAGCCAUUUACGCUGAUGGCCAGCUAUAUGCGGCAACAGUGGCUGAUUUCUCUGGAGUGGAUCCACUGAUAUUCAGAGAGCCGCUGAGGACAGAGCGGUCUGAUCUGAAGCAGCUGAACGAACCCAGCUUUGUCAGCUCGAUAGCUUAUAAGGACUAUGUACUCUUCUUCUUCAGGGAAGCAGCUGUAGAGUACAUCAACUGUGGAAAGGUCGUCUAUUCCAGGGUGGCGAGGGUAUGUAAAAAUGAUAAGGGAGGACCACAUCAGUUUUAUGAUCGUUGGACUUCUUUCCUGAAAUCUCGCCUCAACUGCUCAGUUCCUGGCGAUUAUCCAUUUUAUUUUGACGAAAUACAGUCAACCAGUGAUAUUGUGGAGACGAAGGGAGGCCAGAAAAUGAUCUACGCCGUGUUCACAACGCCUGGCAACUCGAUCGGUGGCUCUGCUGUGUGCGCCUUCACUAUGGACGCCAUCAUGCAGACGUUCGAUGGGUACUUCAAGGAGCAGUCAUCCAUGAACUCCAAUUGGCUCAGGGUUCCUUCGUCAAAGGUGCCUGAGCCCCGGCCCGGCGACUGUGUGAGCGACAGUCGUACCCUUCCCGACGUGUCGGUGAAUUUCGUCAAGUCGCACUCGCUAAUGGAUGCAGCAGUGCCAGCGGCGCUCACUCUUCCCUUCCUGGUUCGCAUCAGCUUCCAGUACAGGUUCACCGCUGUCGCAGUCGAUCCACAGGUCAAAGCCGUCAACGGCAAUGCCUACGAUGUCGUCUUCAUUGGCACUGAUGAUGGGAGGAUUAUCAAAGUAAUCAAUGUUGAGAAUGAGCCAGAAGUGAAAAGUGUUGUCAUAGAAGAAAUUCAGGUUCUGAAACCUGGAACUCCAGUCCGCAAUCUCAAAAUUAUCAGGGUAGAUGGCCAACCAGAUAAGCUCAUGGUUAUUGCUGAUGAACUAGUCCAGACCAUUCUUCUCCAUAGGUGUACAGCACCCAAAAUGAACAACUGCGGGAUGUGCAUCGGCAUUCAAGACCCGUACUGUGCGUGGGACAGCAGUGAGGAUCGGUGUGUGGCCGUCACCGACUUUGUUGGCAGUCACAAAAUGCUCUUCCAAAAUAUUCCCCGCGGCCAGCAUAAAAUGUGCAAACCUCCUCACGUUGUAUCCGCUGUGGCAGUGAAACCUUUGGAAAGAGGAAUAGCUGGUGAUGAGGCAGGGAAGGAAGAAGUAAUAUGUCCAAAGUGUUCUUCGUGCAAUCCAGUUCCAUGUACUAGUGAUGGACAAGCUCAAGAGAAGAUUGUGAUAUAUACGGCUGACACUCUGGGUAUGGCCGUGGCUACAUCAGUCCUAGCAACCCUGGUCGUAGGAUUUGUCGCUGGAUAUCUGUUUUCGAGGCAUUAUUCACAUCUUCCCAUGCAUACGCAUCAUCAACUCAACAGACUGACCGGCGACAACCUGAACGCUGAGGCAUCGUCGUACAUUCCACCCUGCGCCAACAACAAGCCAGCCAUCAAUCUGGUCCUGAACGUGCCACCCAAGAACGCCAACGGCAAGAAUGCCAACUCAUCAACAGACAACAAACCCAUACAAAAAGUUAAGAAAACAUACAUAUGACCGUUAUGGGCCAUACUGAGUUGGGUCUGCGAAGUUUGAAUUCUUCCACUCCAUACUAUAUCGGAAUGUUCGUGAUUCGAUAAAGAACUGUAAAGUGUCGUUGAACUUUUGAAAAUAAUCAAUAUUAAGAGUUUUAACCCAUUUUUGUCGGGCAUAUUCAACAUUAUCGUCAACAAAUCUGUACAUUUAUAGUUUUGUAAAUAGUGUAAAUAUUUCUUUAGUUUUAUUUUUGUAAAUAUGAAGUUUCGAUUGUUUAGUUCUAUUUGUAAAUAGACCACGUUGUACAAGUGAUAGAAUGUUAUAUUUAUGAUACCGAUGCUUAAUUAGGAGCAAAGAACAAAACUUUUUUAAUCCUUUCAUUUUAACUACAUUCUUAUUAUUUCCUCUUCAAGCAGAAGAUGUAUUAAGGGUACUUGGUAUCCCAAUCAUUAUCCAUGACUGCCUGUUAAGAAAGGCAAGAGAGAGUUCAGAAGAUGAUGCAUUAUCCAAUUCUUUUAAAUCUAUUUAUCUCAUAUCUAAUGCAUUCAAUAUUCAAUCAGUCGAUAAAUAAAACUACGUUACCGUAUCUUGAAAAGAUCCCGAUAUAAAAAACAUAAUAAUCGCUUGCAUAUCCAAUCAAAGUUAACUUAUGGUUUAUCAAGUUGAAUAUGAGUUUUUAUAAAAAGAAUAGAACGUAUAUUUUAUGUUCUUGUCUAAUCAUUUUUUAUUCAUUAUUAUUUACAAGAGUAUAUAAUACUAUAUUUACACCUCAAGUGUAACGCGAAGCUAUAAUAAUAAAGAAAUUUACUGUUUUAUUACAGUAUUCCUAUCAUUGUUGUUUUUAAAUUGUAACAUUAUUUUAAUUUUGAGCUUAGCAUGAUCGAAGUUGUUGCUUAAUUACUUAAAUACUGAAUUGAAGAUACACAUUUUGAAAUCUGAAGAAAUAUACUAUUUCGUAAUGGUUAUACUAUUUAAAUUUUUUUUGAGGAGCAUUGCUUUCAAAUAAUUAGUUCAAGAUUGAAGUGAGGGAAAUUAGCUUAUUUAUAAAGUGGACGAGCGAUAGUUUGUUACUGAUGUGCUGAGUAUUAGCUACCUCUAAGGAAAAUUAUUCCCGAGAAUAAAUUUGCUUUCACUAUUCAAAAUAAUUUUUGGUAAAACAGGAGUUUUUAAAUUUCAAACUUUCAAAUUCAAUCUUGAAAGAAAACUAUAUAAGCAAAAUAAAAAAUAACGACAGUUGUAAGAUCAUAUUUGUUGAUCGCCAUUUCUUGUAUGUAAUUAUUUAUCUAUUUUUUCCAAUGAAAGAAUAAAUACAUUUCAUUUGAAGAAUGUGAAACUCUGAUAAGUUCACACUAUGAAGUAUGUAGAUGUUUGGCGAUUCGUCAUGCCACUAAGAUUAUCAUUGAUGGCCAUCUACGAAAGUUAUAUUUAAAAAAAAAAUGUCAAUCCAUGCUCUUCUACUGGUUUUUUGAAAGAGUAGUGAGCAUUCUCUGAUGAAAAGUUAUUUCCAUCAAUGCAUGUAAACUUGUUUGUGUGAACCUAUUGCAUAGGUUGCAAUAAAUCAUGUUUGAAGUGCCUAUAAAGUAAGAAUGUGAUCGAUUAGCUUCAUAAUAUGGUUUCUAUAUUGAUAUGUGAUAUAGGAGUAUGAUUUUGAAUGAGAAUAUUUCAUAUACUUGGUUCUAAAACCAAGAAAAAGGUGGAUAAGAUAGCGAAGUAGGCCUACGUAUAUACUCCUCAGUUGUUGUACCACCCAGCCGUUAUUGGUUCCACAUUAGAAGUGCCAUUAUACUGGAUAUUUUGCUGUACUAAUAAUAUAGUUGAAUUUCUACUGUGCUUUCUUAUUGAAUGAGUAUACAAAUAAAUCGUAUGAUAUAUGCUUGUUGAUAUUAAUUAAUAGUUUACUAGAUAUUUUUGAAUUACCAUUUACAAGUUGAUUCUAUUGAGUUGAAUAUUUUUGAAAACAAAACCAUUAUAAAUGACUUGUUAUUAUGUCGUCUAUAACUUGUUAACUAUUUGAUCGAUAAUUAUUAAUGAUUCGCUCACUGAUCACAUUAGUGAUUUUACAUUAUAGAUAACUUCCUGCAGCCAACCUAUAAAAUUAUCUUUACAACCAAGUCAAACUUGGUUUCUAAUAUUUAACGAGAUAAUUAACGAACUCUCCUGAAAAAAAAGAGGAUCCUGGAUUUUAUAGAACUCUGGAAUAAUAGUGAUGUCAGAAAGAUAAGUAUUAUAUUUAUUUCUUUGUGAUUAUUGUGUUCUUUGGUAUAUUUACAAUAAUGGUAUUACUGAGUUGAAUGUUAGUUGAGAUGUAUGUAAGAUUAGUAUAAACUUGUUUGCCUGUGAGAUCAAACUCAAUAGCUUUAUCUGUACUGAUGAAUUUUUCUAUUUUGUAACUGUAAAAUUUUUGUAUAGAAUAUUAUCAGAUUAUCAUUGUAUAUUAUAUUGUAUUGUUAUUAGAUUCAAGAGGCAGCAUAUUAUGAUAAAAUUGUAUUUAGGCCGAAAAGUAAUUAUAAUAUAAUGUACAUCUUUCAUAUAAUAAUAUAGAUCAAUAAAAAUACUUUAUCGAGUUACAAUAGUUCCAUUGUCACUUGCUGGAAAUAGAAUUUUAUUUUUGUAAAUCUUUUAUAAUGUUUUAAAAUUAUGGUAUCAUAAA